Bombus pascuorum is the source of this 3011-nucleotide messenger RNA. Its product is annotated as SCY1-like protein 2. Gene Ontology annotation, biological process: protein phosphorylation. Gene Ontology annotation, molecular function: ATP binding; protein kinase activity. NCBI's taxonomy places the organism in Eukaryota, Metazoa, Arthropoda, Insecta, Hymenoptera, Apidae. The coding region runs from base 386 to 2923 and encodes 845 amino acids. The record is from RefSeq and is a predicted model, not a curated record. The transcript has 3 exons.
UAACCAUUAAAUGAAAACUAGUAAAAUACUAUGCCGAACUGAAAUGAUAUGUAAAAUCAAGACUCAUGUCAAGAAUUAUUAUAAUACAUUUAAUAUAAUAGAAUCAACGUUAAUUAUUGUAAUAGAUGUAUUUUGUGACGCUAUUGAAUAUUCCAAGAAAUUACGUUUUGUGUAGCGUAAAACAUAUAUCAAUAUAUAACACAUUGGAAUGUUGAGAGACAAAAUUUAUGAAACAGAAAACAAGUCAAAUGUCGAAAGAAAUAAAAAAAUAUCGAAAAGUUUCUAAUUUAAGUAAUUUCAUCGUUUAUUAAAAUUUUUUAAAUAAAAUAUAUUAAGCUAAUAAAUGAAUAUUUAAAGCUCAUACGCACGCAAAUUAUAAAAUAAAAUGGAUGUGUUUACAAAGUUACGAAACACUGUUAGCAAUACAAUAUCCAAUACUGUUCAAAACACUGCUUAUGGUUUAUCACAAUUGUCAAAUGUCCUUCCUGGUAAUCCAGUGACCAGAGAAUUUGAAGUAACUGCUCAUAUAGCAAGUGCAGGACCAUCGUUGCUAUGGAAGGUUUACAAUGGUUACAAAAAAUCUACAAGACAAGAAGCAGCGAUAUUUGUAUUUGAAAAACGUAUUUUGGAUAAAUUUUCCAAAAACGAUAAAGAAUUAAUUUUAGAAACAUUGAAAAGAGGUGUCGCGCAAUUAACUAAAUUACGUCAUCCACAAAUUUUAACUGUUCAACAUCCUUUGGAGGAAUCAAGAGAUAGCUUAGCAUUUGCCACCGAACCUGUAUUAGCUAGUCUAGCUAAUGUUUUAGGAAACCAUAAUAAUUUACCACAACCAUUACCAACAGCGUUAAAGGAUUACAAGCUACACGAUGUUGAAAUUAAAUAUGGACUUUUACAACUUGGAGAAGGUUUUACAUUUUUGCAUGGAGAUGUUAAAUUAUUGCACAGAAAUCUAUGUCCAGAAUCUAUUGUUGUAAAUAGUCAUGGAGCGUGGAAAAUUUUUGGGUUUGAUUUUUGUGCUUUAAAUCAAAGCGUUGAAGGUAAACAACCUCAGUGGUCAUACGUAGAAUAUGACAUAUCAGCUCCAUCUAUAGCUCAAUCAAAUUUGGAUUAUCAAGCACCAGAAUGUAUUUUGGCAAGUAGCGUUGGUACAGCUAGCGAUAUAUUUUCUUUGGGAAUGGUGAUAUACGUUUUACAUUCUCCAAAGAAUCUACUUCUUCAUGAAUCUAACAAUGAUUUAUUGAAAUGUAAACAGUUUUUAGAAAAUUUUAAAAGUUCAAAUAUCACAGAUAGGUAUCUUCCAACUUCAGAGAGCCUUAGAGAUACAGUUAAAUUGAUGUUACAUCAUAAUCCUGAAUUAAGACCAGAUGCUCAUCAGUUUGUAAAGAUUGAUUACUUUACAGAUAUAGGUGUCAAAACACUGAAUUAUUUAGACAAAAUUUUCCAAUGGGAUAACUUACAGAAAUCGCAAUUUUACAAAGGAUUACCUCAACUUUUAAAACAAUUACCACAUAGAGUUAUAUUACAUAGAGUUCUUCCAGCUUUAUACAAGGAAUUGUUUAAUCCUCCAAUGAUUCCAUUUGUUUUACCUAGUAUAAUCUAUGCAAUGGAAACAAGUUCUGUGGAAGAAUUUAGAGAAUAUAUUUUACCCAACAUUAAAUCAGUUUUAACAUUAGAUGAUCCACCACAAAUCAGCCUUGUUUUAAUGCAACACGCGGAUUUGUUAUUAAGAUUAUGUACUACAGAAAUAAUAAAAACAGAUAUAGUUCCAAUGUUAUUACGUGCUUUAGAAUCGGAAUGGGAACAGUUACAAGAGUUAUGUUUAUCAGCUUUGCCUAAUAUUAUAACAAUGAUCGAAGGACCAGUGAUUAAAAAUGCAAUUUUACCUAGAAUGAAAAAGAUUUGUUUAUAUGGGAAGGGAAGCCGCAGAAAAAGUCUUGGAGUUAAAGUUAAUUGUUUAUUAUGUCUUGCAAAAAUGUUACCGCAUUUCGAUCGAUGGCUUGUCCUUGAUCAAGUGUUACCUUUUCUCCAAGAAAUUCCACACUCUGGUGAACCUGCAAUUCUAAUGGCCAUCAUAGGUAUUUAUAGAAUGUUAUUAAGCCACAGUAAAUUGGGAACAAGUAAAGAAAUAUUAGCAACAAAGAUCUUACCAUUUUUAUUGCCACUCUGUGUUGAACAAAAUUUCAGUCUAUCACAAUAUGAAAUUCUGUCAAAUCUCGUGACUGAAAUGAUAAAUCGUGUAACAUCGGAGCACAAAGAAGCUUUAAAACAGUUAGAUGCCAUGCGUCGUGAGACCCAACAGUUAGAUCAAGAACUUUCAAAAACCUCCACUAUGUAUAAAAAUAUUAAUUCAAAUAAUGAUGAUGUAAAUAUAAUUCCUAUAGUUCCUACUCCAAAUACAAGUACAAGUUUAAAGUCUCUGCAAAUUGAAAACGGAUUGACAAUAGAAGAUAAAUUUCGAUUAGUUCAACAACAAGGAGUGCACCAAAGAUUACAAUCUCAAACGCUAUUAACACCUACAAUUGUUCAACCCACAAAACCUCCAGUAAAAGAUUUAACUGAUACUUUAUUGAGAUCUAAUUUAGAUCAACUAAAUCUUUCAAUGUCAUGUUCAAAACCUGAUUAUUCGUGGAAAUCGUCGAAUUCAAAUCAAUAUCAGCACUUCAAUUUACAAGGAAUGAAUGUACAAUUAAAUCAGAAAGGAAAUACUUGUGUUCCUAAUUCAGUCAUUCCUCGAAACAGUAUUAAUUAUUCUAUGAAUCAAGGAAAUGUUACAACUAAUAAGUCGGAAUUUAAUUCAAAUCUAAAUCCUAAUACAAAUAAUUUUCCUAUCAAUCAGUUGGAAUUUAAUUCAAAUCUGAAUUCCAAUUCAGAUCAAAAAGUAGAAAAAUUUCCAUCAUAUGAUGUAAUGGAUCUACUUAGUUAAUGAUUUUACGGAUGUAAUACUGUAUUAUAAUGUUCAUUAUUACACAGGAUAAGGAUAUUAAUAAAUUAUGGAUAUUAAUCUUUUAUUA